Molecule: messenger RNA, 1590 nt
Organism: Topomyia yanbarensis
Lineage: Eukaryota; Metazoa; Arthropoda; Insecta; Diptera; Culicidae
Product: G-protein coupled receptor 83-like
Exons: 2
Coding region: 976-1440 (154 amino acids)
Biological process (GO): neuropeptide signaling pathway
Cellular component (GO): plasma membrane
Molecular function (GO): neuropeptide receptor activity
Source: RefSeq, a predicted model, not a curated record
AAGCAUACAUAUCCCUGCAUCGGAACGGCUUGCUGUGAUCUUUGUGGAGCACUUUUAUCCAGUUCGCUUCGAACUGGCAUCGCAAGUGGUUGUUUCGGUUGGUCCCCUCUCUCGCGAUCCGGUCUUAUAGCCAUACCGGUUGCCGUGUGGUGUGUUCUGUCUGUGUUGGUUGGUGUGCUCCUGCGUGUCCGAUUCAAUUUCGGCAGCUUAUCGGGAUCAGAGAGAGAGGAGUGCAAGGAAUCGAGGAAAUCCACGGUGUCCUCUAGUGACCUAAAUAGUUGUUUUUUUGAUGUGUUGCUGGCCUCGGAUGUCAUUGCAAGCACGAUCAAGUCGAGUGACUUUCCCCGCCUGACCAGGCCCCCGGAAGUGUUUCUUUCAAUUCUCUGUGUAUCGUUUCGGCGCGGCGGAGCAGCACCGGAACCAGCAGCUUUUGCCGUGAGUGUGAAGAAACCGAAGAAGCCGCUAAAGCGAGUGCUGGUGUUCAAUCAAACACACCGUGGAUAAUUGGUGGACGAGGAGAAGCGAUGUUUUUAUUCGGUUAUGCGCGAGAUCGGGUGUAACGACCGGUGAUUAGUUCUGCGAAAUUUGCUACCUAAAAUUUGUGUGUGUGUGUGUGUGUUGAAACAGAAGAAGAAGAAAAAGAAGAAGGGCGAAGAAGGCAAAUUGCUGUGCAAAUUGAACCAGCGCGAUCAGGUGUAGCGUUUUCUUGAGUGAUCAGGCAGAGAGAAUCGGUUUUGGAACGUUAGAAGAACAAAGAAGCUGCGUGGGGAAAAGGUAGACAGCCGAUAAGAGAAACAAAUUGAACAAGUAACCGAUAGGAUAAUUUCAAAGUUGGUGAAAGGGAAGGCAGUGCUGGUGGUUUAGAGGUUUUUAUUUGAAGAGUGCGUCUCAACCUGAGCCGGAUGAUAGGAUUCGGGACAUUCGGGCGCCGAAUGGAAACAUAACACCGGGCCCACGAACACAGAUCUACUACCAAUGGCAGAGUUUCAUCUAUCGACUGGAGCUGCCAUGUUCAAUCGAUCCCUAGUGUAUCUGGAGCUGGUUGCGGUUAGUUCGUCGACAGCGACCCUGCCUGGUGUUAACGGCAGCGGCAGCAGUAGUACCACUACUGGUGGCAUCCUGACGACCGGCUUCGACCUGAUCGGGUCUAGCACUAGCGCGCUGCUCGUAUCGCAGCAACCCGGCCUGGACGGCAACGAAACUGGUGGCCCUAGCAACGAGGGCGGUCUCGUCAACGAAAAUUUCGGCACCAAGGCGGAUCCGAUUUGCAUAAUUCUACCCAUUACCAUUUUCUAUUGCUUCAUUUUCGUGGCCGGCAUCCUAGGGAAUCUGGCAAUCUGCAUUGUGAUUGCGAAGAAUCGUUCCAUGCAUACGGCCACCAACUACUAUCUGUUCAAUUUGGCCGUAUCGGACUUUUUGCUCCUGCUGUUUGGUGAGUAGUGUGUAUGUGUGUGUGUUGUAAUAGUGUUACAAGGGGUUGCACCGAAUUUGUCGACCAUGUGGGGGUCUGUAUACGCCAUGAUACAUUACUCCGCUGGGAGCCUUGACGGAUUGGUUUAUAAGUAGUAGGUAACUGAAAUUUGAUUUAGA